AUGUCCAUCCCCAAAACUGCCAUCAAGUCUACCGGCGCUCCGGCACCUCCGCCUUUCCUCUCGCAGGCCAUUCAAAUGGGGGAUUUUCUCUUUUGCUCCGGUCAGGUUGGCUGCCGAGCUGAUACUGGAGCUAUGGUUGAAGGCUCUAUCCAAGACCGAACUCGUCAAAUUCUUUCCAACAUGCGCUCGGUGCUGGAGACAGCCGGAACGAGCUUGGACAACGUUGUCAAGUGCAACAUCUACUUGACUAGCAUGAGUGACUUUGGUGCUGUCAAUGAAGUAUAUGCUGCUACAUUUUCACAGCCUAUGCCAGCACGUACUUGCGUCUGUGUGAAGGAGCUGCCGCUGGGAACCGACGUAGAAAUCGAGUGCAUUGCAGGUGUCAAGUCAAACGCCAAGCUGUGA
Molecule: messenger RNA, 405 nt
Organism: Penicillium waksmanii
Lineage: Eukaryota; Fungi; Ascomycota; Eurotiomycetes; Eurotiales; Aspergillaceae
Exons: 3
Coding region: 1-405 (134 amino acids)
Cellular component (GO): cytosol; mitochondrion
Molecular function (GO): deaminase activity
Source: RefSeq, a predicted model, not a curated record